AUGACGACAAUGGAUCUCCGAGUCGGGAACAAGUACCGGAUCGGUCGCAAGAUCGGUUCUGGCUCGUUCGGCGACAUCUACUUGGGCACCAACAUCAUCUCUGGCGAGGAGAUUGCCAUCAAGCUCGAGAGCGUCAAGGCGAAGCACCCGCAGCUCGAGUACGAGGCUAGGGUGUACAAGUCGCUCGCCGGCGGCGUCGGCAUCCCGUUCGUUCGUUGGUUCGGUACCGAGUGCGACUACAACGCCAUGGUCCUUGACCUCCUUGGACCAAGUCUGGAAGAUCUGUUCAACUUCUGCAACCGCAAAUUUUCGCUGAAGACCGUGCUGCUGCUUGCCGACCAGCUCAUCUCCCGGAUCGAGUACAUCCAUGCCAAGUCCUUUAUCCACCGCGACAUCAAGCCCGACAACUUCCUCAUGGGUAUUGGCAAGCGCGGUAACCAGGUCAACGUUAUUGACUUCGGUCUCGCCAAGAAGUACCGCGACCCCAAGACGCACUUCCACAUUCCUUACAGGGAGAACAAGAACUUGACUGGAACGGCUCGCUAUGCUUCGAUCAACACCCAUCUUGGCGUUGAGCAGUCCCGUCGUGACGACAUGGAGUCUCUCGGCUACGUCAUGCUGUAUUUCUGCCGCGGCUCGCUCCCCUGGCAGGGCCUCAAGGCUGCCACCAAGAAGCAGAAGUAUGACCGUAUCAUGGAGAAGAAGAUGACGACGCCCACGGACGUCCUCUGCCGCGGCUUCCCCAACGAGUUUGCCAUCUAUCUCAACUACACUCGGUCUCUCCGUUUCGACGACAAGCCCGACUACAGCUACCUCCGCAAGAUCUUCCGCGACCUCUUUGUCCGCGAGGGCUUUCAGUACGAUUAUGUUUUCGACUGGACUGUGUAUAAGUACCAGAAGAACGCGCAGGCUAUCCAGCAAGCUGCGGGCAACACGGCCAACCAGGCUGCACAGGACCCCAAGGACGCCCAGCAAGCCGGUCGCAAGGACACUCAGCAGGCCCUUCCUCGAGGCACCAGGAAGCAGAUCACCGGCGAAACCCCGGACACCAACCGUGCCGUCGGUGGAAGCGACAGGAUGUGA
Molecule: messenger RNA, 1083 nt
Organism: Chaetomium strumarium
Lineage: Eukaryota; Fungi; Ascomycota; Sordariomycetes; Sordariales; Chaetomiaceae
Product: kinase-like domain-containing protein
Exons: 2
Coding region: 1-1083 (360 amino acids)
Biological process (GO): endocytosis; peptidyl-serine phosphorylation; signal transduction
Cellular component (GO): nucleus; cytoplasm
Molecular function (GO): ATP binding; protein serine/threonine kinase activity
Source: RefSeq, a predicted model, not a curated record